Acaulospora colombiana is the source of this 893-nucleotide messenger RNA. The record is from the annotation of a GenBank genome assembly. Lineage: Eukaryota; Fungi; Glomeromycota; Glomeromycetes; Diversisporales; Acaulosporaceae.
AUGCGUCCGACCCCCGCAAGGCUACUUAAUGUUCUUGUUCCGAUCAAACGGUCGAUCGACUAUGCGGUGAAAAUACGAGUCAACCCACAGCAAACAGGAGUGGAAACGAAUAACCCGUUCGACGAGAUUGCUGUCGAAGAGGCAGUGAGACUACGAGAGAAGAAAAAGGAUGUUGUCAAGAACAUCACUGUCGUCACUGUUGGCCCAACAAAGUCGAGUGAAGUAUUGCGAACAGCAUUAGCCAUGGGAGCAGACAAGGGCAUUCAUGUUGAGAUCCCCGAAACACUAGCUCCGGAGCCCCUCGGCAUUGCCAAAGCUCUCAAUCAGGUCGUGCAACGUGAAAAACCGGAUCUUGUGAUUUUGGGCAAGCAGGCCAUUGACGACGAUGCUGGCCAAACUGGCCAAAUGCUUGCUGGCUUGACUGGAUGGGCACAGGCUACGUUUGCAAGCAAAGUAGAAGUAGACGAGUCACGGGGCGUGGUCACCGUUACACGAGAGGUCGAUGGCGGCUUACAAAAGGUCGAAUGUAAACUUCCAGCGAUCGUUACUACGGAUCUACGGUUCGUAUAUCUUCGUUAUAUCAUGUCAUUUACUCACCCACCCUCUCUGUCGCCGCUGGAUGUUACCAGACUGAACGAACCACGAUAUACAUCGUUACCUAACAUUAUGAAGGCCAAGAAAAAGCCGAUAGAGAAAUUGACCGAGGCGGAUCUUGGGGUAGACCUCAAACCACGGAUCCAGACCGUAAAAGUCACCGAACCACCGAAACGCCAGGGUGGUAAAAAGGUGAGCAUCUGGCCUCCUCUGCAGGGAUCAUGUUUGCGAAUCGCUAAUCAUUUUGGGGUCCAGGUCGAAUCGGUGGAUGAGCUGGUGACCAAGCUCAAGGAGGCGGG